Molecule: messenger RNA, 4033 nt
Organism: Phoenix dactylifera (date palm)
Lineage: Eukaryota; Viridiplantae; Streptophyta; Magnoliopsida; Arecales; Arecaceae
Product: P-loop containing nucleoside triphosphate hydrolases superfamily protein
Biological process (GO): microtubule-based movement
Molecular function (GO): microtubule binding; ATP binding; microtubule motor activity
Source: RefSeq, a predicted model, not a curated record
GGGAAGGUAAAAAAAAUAAUCGUCCGUUCUUUUGGACUAGGCGGCAGGGAUCAUGUGACCGACCGGCGGCUUCUUUCUCCACCUUGUCCGCCUCCGCCGAUCUCCGUCCUCUUUUGGAAACCCUAGAAGAGAGAGAGAGAGAGAGAGAGAGGGGAAGAAAAGAGAAGGUCCCUCAGUGCUUGGAUCGGAUCAGGAAUGUCAUCCAGGUCUAUGAGAUCGAGCAUCUCGCCGUUCCGAUCGCGGAAGACUCCCACCCCGCCGGCUCCCAGGCCCGGAGCUCGGCCGAUGACACCCUCAUCCUCCUCUUCCUCCUCCCGGCCGACGACCCCCUCCUCUCUGGCGGCGGCCCGGCCGACCACUCCGUCGUCCGCGGCAGCUCGGCUGGCGCACCUCUCGAAGGCCUCUUCCGUCUCCCCUGUCAGCCCUCCUUCGGCUCACCCGCCGGAGCGGCCCGAUUUCGCCAAGUCCAAGGAGAAUGUCACCGUCACCGUUCGGUUCCGGCCGCUCAGUGCGCGGGAGAUUAACAAGGGGGAUGAGAUAGCGUGGUAUGCUGAUGGAGAUUAUAUUGUUCGGAACGAGUAUAAUCCGUCCAUUUCUUAUGGUUUCGAUAGAGUGUUCGGGCCAGCAACUACAACUCGCCAUGUCUAUGAUAUAGCUGCUCAGCAUGUUGUAAGUGGUGCCAUGGAAGGAAUCAAUGGCACAGUUUUUGCCUAUGGUGUUACUAGUAGCGGAAAGACUCAUACCAUGCAUGGUGAGCAGAAAUCUCCUGGGAUUAUUCCAUUGGCAGUGAAAGAUGUAUUUAGCAUUAUUCAGGAGACACCUGGGCGAGAAUUUCUUCUACGUGUUUCAUACCUUGAAAUAUAUAAUGAGGUUAUAAAUGACCUUCUUGAUCCAACAGGACAGAACCUCAGAAUAAGAGAAGAUUCGCAGGGUACCUAUGUGGAGGGAAUCAAGGAAGAGGUGGUUCUUUCUCCUGCUCAUGCCCUUUCUUUAAUAGCAUCUGGUGAAGAGCACAGACAUGUCGGGUCUAAUAAUUUUAAUCUACUCAGUAGUCGGAGCCACACUAUUUUCACUUUGACUGUUGAGAGCAGUCCUUCUGGUGAUAGUGGAGGGGAAGAUGUGAGAUUGUCUCAAUUGAACUUGAUUGAUCUUGCUGGUUCAGAAAGUUCGAAGGCAGAAACAACUGGAUUGCGACGUAAAGAAGGUUCAUAUAUAAACAAAAGUCUACUUACUCUUGGGACUGUGAUUUCUAAACUGACGGAUGGUAAAGCUACACAUAUUCCCUAUAGAGAUUCAAAACUCACUCGUUUGCUGCAGUCCUCUCUUAGUGGACAUGGACGGAUCUCUCUUAUCUGCACGGUAACACCUGCUUCUAGCAAUAGUGAAGAGACGCACAACACAUUAAAGUUUGCACAUCGAAGCAAACAUGUGGAAAUCAAAGCUUCUCAAAAUAAGAUAAUGGAUGAGAAGUCCCUCAUAAAGAAAUAUCAAAGAGAGAUUUCCUAUUUAAAGCAAGAGUUGCAGCAAUUAAAACGUGGCAUCAUGGAGAAACCAUACCUGCUUGAUGCUAAUCAAGAAGAUCUUGUUAAUCUGAAACUUCAGCUGGAAGCUGGCCAAGUUAAGUUGCAGUCAAGAUUGGAAGAGGAGGAGGAAGCAAAAGCAGCCCUAAUGGGUCGGAUUCAGCGGUUGACAAAACUAAUAUUGGUGUCCACGAAGAAUACUAUAUCUUCAAACAUUUCAGAAAAGGUUGGGCAUAGACGGAGGCACUCUUUUGGGGAAGACGAGCUUGUUUACUUGCCUGAUAGGAAGCGGGAAUACAUUGUUGAUGAUGAUGUGGUCAGUCUUGAUUCAGAUAUUUCAGUGGAGGGAAAACCUGAUGCCAGUAGCCUAGAUGAGACUAUAAGGUUUGAUAAAAGGAAUCGGAGGCGGGGAAUGCUUGGGUGGCUCAAAUUAAGGAAACCAGAGCAACUUUCUGGACUGUCUCCCAGAGCAGGGAGUGAGAGCUCUGCCAGUGGGUCACCAUCCUGCUCGCAGUCAUCACAACAGAAACAAUUGUUAUUUGACCUGAAGGAUGGACAAAGAAAAUCUGUUAGUAGAAAAGGGGAUGAUCCUUCUUCAUUCAUUGAUUCCUUUCCAGAAAAAACACAAGCAGGUGAUUUGUUUAGUGCAACAGUAAAAGGGCGACGGCUUCCACCGACUGGAACUACUAUCCUCGAUCAAAUGGAUCUUCUUCGCGAGCAGGUGAAAAUGUUGGCAGGGGAAGUAGCAUUAUGUACAAGCUCUCUUAAAAGACUGUCAGAGCAAGCAGCUAGCGACCCUGAAGAUUUGCAAAUUCAGGAGCAAAUGCAAAAGCUGAAGGAUGAAAUCAAUGAAAAGAAGCUACAAAUGCGUGUGCUUGAGCAACGGAUGGCUGGAUCUUUUGAAGUGACCCAGCAGUCAUCAAACAGCAUUGAAAUGUCUCAGACGCUCUCAAAACUAACAAGUGAAUUAAGUGAGAAGACAUUCGAUCUUGAGAUCAUGUCUGCAGAUAAUAGAAUUCUUCAAGAGCAGCUACAGGUGAAGAUAUCUGAAAUUGCUGAACUUCAGGAUGCCAUUUCAAUGCUAAGACAGCAACUCAGUUCUUUAUCAGACAAAGGUUACAGAAGAGAGAAUAGUGCGAUUAGUGCAUCUUUGGUUGAAUCGUCUAAAGAAAAUGGUGAACUGGUCAGUGGAACUAACUCAUCCAAAGAAACUUGUUUUGAUGAAAAUACUUCAUCAAGUACCACAGGCUUGUCUCAUGUGUUUUCUAAUGAGGUACAUGAGGAAAGUAAUAAAGAGUCAUCCCUAAAGACCCAAGUUCUCAUGCAGGCUGUUGAGAUUGAGAAUCUGAAACAAGAAAAGGUGAGGUUAACUGAAGAAAAGGAUGGACUUGAAAUUCAUAGCCAAAAGCUGGCUGAGGAAGCUUUGUAUGCCAAGGAAUUGGCUGCAGCAGCUGCUGUUGAGCUUAGAAAUUUGGCUGAAGAAGUUACCAAGCUUUCUUACCAAAAUGCAAAAUUGACUGGUGACUUAGCUGCAGCAAAGGACAUGACAUUUGGCAGAUCUAAUGGCCAGAGGUACAAUCAAUGUGAUGGGAAGCAAGAUCAUGCCAAUGUGCACUUGAAGAAGUUGGAGGAUGGGAACUUGAUUGAGGAGUUAAAGAAGGAGCUUGCUGUGAAAUGCCAGAGAGAAGCUUCUUUGGAGGUUGCAUUAUCUGAAAAGGAUCAAAGAGAGGCCGAGCUACAAAAAAGAAUUGAUGAGGCUAAACGACGUGAAAAUGACUUAGAAAAUGAGCUUGCAAACAUGUGGGUGCUUGUUGCAAAAAUUAAGAAAAAUGGCAUUUCUGAUGAAUCCUUAUCUAAAGGGUUGAAUGAAUAUGAGUUUCCAUCAAAAAGAAAUGGUUUUCUUCCAUCUAACGGUAAUAACGCUAUAAGGUUUAUGGGGGAAAAUUUUUCGGACAACAUAGCUACAGAUGCCAUUAGUAGCUUGGAAGAAGCAAGAACUGCUUAUGAAUAUGAAAAAAGACGCUGCAAGGAAUUGGAACACGUUAUUUCCAGACUGAAGGGUGAAGACCUUACUGGCCUAGAUUCCAAAGCUCUUGAAGAACAGCAGAAUUUUCAUGUUGAAGCACUAGCAAAAAUAUGCCAAGAAAAGUUAACAAACCGGGCUUAGUAGUAAGCGAAGUUCCAUGGUGUUGAUUCUUUUGUUAGUCUCCCGGAGGGAAACUAAUGCGGAACAUUUGUGUAGAUGCGACCCCGCGUGUACAGUUUAUGCGAAAAGAAACCAUGUUGAAUGUUUAGAAGAAAAUGCAGAAGCAUUUCCCACGUUGCCUGAUUCAAGGAGCUUGCAGUAUGAUGACUGCGCUGCAACAUGAUCGUCAUAUUUCAACUGAUUGACAAUUUUGAUGUAUUUAUUGUACUAACAAAUGUUCGAGAGGUAUCAUUAUAAAUUUUGAAUGUUUGUAUCCACAUAUGUAAACAUCGAGACAGACACAAUGCAAGCUCCUGUCUUCAUUUCA